UGGUAGAAGUGUUGAAAUAUCAAUAUUUAGAUAGAAAUAAUUAUCAUAUUAGCAUCAGUGUUUAUAAUCAAUAACCAUUAGUAUAAGCUACAACCGAGUGUGAAUUUAAUAUAAUGAUCCAGCAACAUCAACGAUCUGAACCACAUACCAUAGAUGAUAUGUUGGUGAAAUAUUUGGGUCACAUUGGUCCCUAUCAAUGGCAGAUAUUCUUAAUGGCAUUAUUACCCAUUUUUAUUGCCGGUACCUUAUGCACUGCAAUGGUAUUCACAACGAACAUUCCUCAACAUCGAUGUUUGAUUCCGAAUUGCGAUUCUAACAUAAGUAAAAUAGUAAUCGAAGAUUCUUCAUCACAACAAUAUGGAUCAUCAUUUUUUAAUCAAUCUUUUCUGAAAUUCGCAAUACCAUUAACAAUGGAUCAUUCGCUUAUCACCUCAGAUAGUGAUCAUCGAUACGAUGAUUGUCAUUCGUAUGGUAUUCUUAAUCAAGAAUCCAAAUCAUUAAACGAAUCAUGUAGCCCAUCUUUGUUCGACAGUAAAACAAUACAAACCUGCUCAAACUAUGUAUUUGAACAACGAUACUUUGAGUCAACAUUUGUUACAGAUUUUCAGCUAUAUUGUGAUAAUGAAUGGAUUGUACAAUUAUUGCAGGUUUUAUAUUUUUUUGGAAAUUUGAUUGGAGCUGUAAGCAAUGGAGUUCUUGCCGAUAAAUAUGGCAGACGAUUUAUAUUCAGGAUUUAUAGUCCUCUCACAGUCAUAUGUAUUUUAAUGAGUUCAUUAACGCCAAAUAUUUGGCUAUAUGGUAUUGGAAUGUUCAUUAAAGGAACAUGUGUAGCUGCUAUUUAUCAAUCGGCAUUUGCAAUCACUAUGGAAUGCUUGGGAGGUAAAUGGAGAUUCUGGCUCGGAAUCUUGUCUAGCUUAUCAUUUACAGUGGGUGCCAUCUACGUUUGCAUAUGCGCCUGGUGGCUUCGUCGCUGGAGACUGAUUGAAUUUUCUAACCUGUUGCCCGCUCUCAUCAUGCUAGCAUAUCCAUUUAUUAUGCCCGAAUCCAUAAGAUGGCAAUAUUCAUCAGGUCAGCAUGUGAAAGCUAUGGAUCAGAUGAUGGCUGCAGCAAAAAAGAAUGGAAGCAAAACACCAUCAUUGAAUAAGGAGAUACUCGAUGUUUUUAUUACUUCAAAGAGCAAAGAAAAUGAAGAAAAAAAAGGCUCAAUCCAAGACCUAUUCAAGCAUCGAACAAUACGAUUAUGGACUUUAGCAUUUUUAUUCAUAUGGUUCACAAAUGCAUUAGUUUAUUUUGGUUUAUCAUUUCUAGCUCAUGACAUUCAUUCGAACAUUUAUCUAUCAAUGGUAUUGCUCAUGAUAAUUGAAUUUCCAGCCGUCGUCAUUGCCGGAUAUGUAGGAAAUAUAACCAGGAAAUACUAUCUAAUUGGCAUAUUAAUUUUGGGUGGUUUUUGCAGUAUGGGUGCUUCGUUUGCUAAAACAGGAGGAUGGAUCAAAAUGAGUACGGCAAUUAUGGGUAAAAUGAGCAUUACAGGAUCAUUUGCUUUAAUUUUUGUAUAUUCGGGUGAAAUAUUUCCUACACCAUUACGAACGACCGGUAUCGGAUUGUGUUCAUUUGCUGCUCGAAUAGCGGCAAUGACAGCUCCAUAUCUUCUUCGAUUGAAUAUGUAUGGAGACUCUAUUCCAUUUCUUGUCAUUGGCUUAUUCACAUUGACAGCUGGUAUGGUCACAAUUAUAUUGCCCGAAACCAAAGGUAAAAAAUUGCCCGAUUCAAUGGCCGAUGUAGAACGCUUACGAAAUUGAUGACUACCAUUCAUGCAUUGCAUUCUAAUAUGAUUAUUAUUCAUAGUGCUGAAGUUCAGAAAUUUUGAAUUUUUUC
Molecule: messenger RNA, 1875 nt
Organism: Dermatophagoides pteronyssinus (European house dust mite)
Lineage: Eukaryota; Metazoa; Arthropoda; Arachnida; Sarcoptiformes; Pyroglyphidae
Product: organic cation transporter protein-like
Biological process (GO): transmembrane transport
Cellular component (GO): membrane
Molecular function (GO): transmembrane transporter activity
Source: RefSeq, a predicted model, not a curated record